AUGAGCAAGCUGCUCACAAAUCUGCCUGGAGCUGCAGUCUUGAGUGCCCAGGUGCACAGUGCUGUGCUCCAGGGCCUUUGGGAAAAGAAUGUCAGUGGGAAGCCAGGGCGCACAAGGGUCUGUACAGCCCUGCUGCAUGACCAGGUCUGCCCCUUCCACGACAGCACUGAUGGCUUGGGCACCAUCAGCUCCACUUUGUUCAACCGGCCCCCUGAAAACACUUCAGUUUGCUAUCAGCCCCCACAACGAUCACCUUUCUGGAUAAAGCUGGCCUUCAGGAACUUCGCCUGGCCUGGAUUGGGAUUGGAGGACCAUCAGGAAAUUGUCCUAGGCCAGUUGGUGCUUCCGGAGCCCAAGGAGGCCAAGCCAGAUGAUCCUGCUCCACCUCCUGGGCAACACGCACGAACAAUGCCAGCCCUGGAGCCAGCACCACCACUGCUGGCGGACCUGGGGCCUGCUCUGGAGCCAGAGUCACGUGCAGCCCUGGGUGCGCCAGGAUAUCUACAUUCAGCACCAGGGCCAGCACCAGCACCAGGGGAAGGGCCCCCACCAGGGGAAGGGCCCCCACCAGGGACAGUGCUGGAGCCACACUCAGCUCCAGAGUCCCCCUGUCCCUGUUCCAGGACUGUAAAGAACCAGCCCAGUGAGGAGCUGCCUAACAUCACGACCUUCCCUCCCAGGCUGCUGGCAGAGCAGCUGACCCUCAUGGAUGUGGAGCUGUUCAAGAAGGUGGUGCUCUACGAAUGCUUGGGCUCCAUCUGGGGCCAACGACAUAAGAAGGGGAAUAAGCACGUGGCACCCACAGUUCGUGCCACCAUCGCACACGUCAACAGGCUCACCAACUGUGUCACCACCUCCUGCCUCGGGGACCACAGCAUGAGGGCCCUGGACAGGGCCAGGGUGGUAGAGCACUGGAUCAAGGUGGCCAGGGAGUGCCUAAGCCUCAACAACUUCUCCUUGGUGCACGCCAUCGUCUCUGCUCUGCGCAGCAACCCAAUACAUUGGAUACACAAGAUGUGGGCAGGAGUGUCCAGCAAAAGCAUGAAAGAUCUAAAAGAACUCUGCAAAAAAGACACUGCGGUGAAGAGGGACCUACUGAUCAAGGCAGGGAGCUUUAAGGUGGCCACCCAGGAGAGAAACCCCCAGAGAGCCCGGAUGAGGCUGUGGAGGCAGAAGAAGGGUGUGGUCCCCUUCCUGGGGGAUUUUCUGAUGGAGUUACACAGGUUGGAUUCGGCCAUCCCGGACGAUCUGGAUGGCAACACCAACAAGAGGAGGAAGGAGGUCCGAGUUCUGCAGGAAAUGCAGCUGCUCCAAGUGGCUGCCAUGAAUUACAGGCUUUGGUCUCUUGAGAAAUUUGUCACCUAUUUCCCAAGAAUGGAUCAGCUCAGUGACAAGGAGAGCUACAAGCUGUCCUGCCAGCUGGAGCCCGAAUCCCAGUAG
Messenger RNA from Nomascus leucogenys (northern white-cheeked gibbon), 1440 nucleotides. RefSeq names its product ral-GDS-related protein-like. The record is from RefSeq and is a predicted model, not a curated record. Gene Ontology annotation, cellular component: plasma membrane. Lineage: Eukaryota; Metazoa; Chordata; Mammalia; Primates; Hylobatidae. Gene Ontology annotation, biological process: positive regulation of GTPase activity; Ras protein signal transduction. Gene Ontology annotation, molecular function: guanyl-nucleotide exchange factor activity.